AUGUCGUUCGCCACACCAUGCCCGUCGCAGCGCGUCCGCGGCCACUUGCCCGUGCCACGUUCGCCGUGCCUGCCUCUCCACGCCACCUUCCCGCGCCCAAGGCCAUCGUGGCCGUGCUUCGCCCGCGCCCGUGCCUGCCCCUUGCUCGCUUCCCGCCAUCGCUGCUGUUGCUCGCCGCCCGCACGCGCCCUGCCGCUUCCGCCGCCGCCGCUCGCGCACCCCGCCCUCGGCCUCGUUGCCGCUGCGGCCUGGGGCCGCGCCGUGCCGCCCCGCACACUAGUCGCCGCCCAGGCUUCGGCCACGCCCGCGGCGCCUGUCGCUGGGUCCGUCCGCACCACCACCCGCUGCGCGCGCCGGCGCCCCGCCCCCCCCCCCCCGCUGCAGCCGCCCCACUGCCGGUGCCGCCGGCCACGCGCGCCCCUGCGGCCUCGUUCCGCUGCACCCCUGCGGGCGAGCGCCCGUUCAGGUGGCGCCAUCACCGCUCCCCCCGCGGCCGACACAGGGGCUGGAAAUGUCGGAGGAGAACAACAUCAGCAGCGUGUCGACGGCCACGCUCCGCAAGGUGCGGACGAGGGGGUCACUCCGCUCGCACCCCCUCCUCCCACCGGCGGGCAUAACCACAGCAACGGCGCUCGGUCUGGGGUGAGCCAUCGUCCUUCGGCCGCCCCUGCUACGGGGGCGGUCACGGUGCAUGUGCCUCCUCCCGGACGAGCCGACCCGACCGAUGUGCCCAACGGAGCCGUCGACCCUCGAGCACCACCGCCGCGCAACCCCGCUGCACAGCAGGUGGUCGUUCCACAGCAGCGCGGGCGCGACACCGCCGCCACCGCUAGGGCCGUCAGGAGCCAGGCGACGGUGCGGUCGACGUCAUCAACAUCUAUGCCAAGCACAGCCACGGAGGCUAUGGCGUGA
Molecule: messenger RNA, 912 nt
Organism: Aegilops tauschii subsp. strangulata
Lineage: Eukaryota; Viridiplantae; Streptophyta; Magnoliopsida; Poales; Poaceae
Source: RefSeq, a predicted model, not a curated record